AUGCGAGUGACGGCACGUCUGUGGAAGAUGGCGAAAGACACCGUUCUCGAAGGCGUCUUCGCCAUCAACAAACCUCUGGGCAUGAGCUCUGCCCAGGUGAUCCGUGACUGCCAGCAGCACUUCAACCCCUCGACCCUUUUCGCACCCCUCGUGCAGCAGGAGAUCAGCAAGCGUCUCAAUGAGUCGGGCUCGCAGUUCAAGCGCCGCGGUAUCAACAAGAAGGGCGCGCGCGUCAAGAUGGGCCACGGAGGAACCCUCGAUCCCCUCGCGACGGGCGUCCUCAUCCUGGGUGUCGGCUCGGGAACAAAGUCCCUGCAGGGUUUUCUCGACUGCACCAAGACGUACGAGACUGUCGUCGUAUUUGGCGCCGGCACAGACAGCUACGACCGCACUGGCAGGAUACUGACCCGGAGGCCCUAUGACCACAUUACGAGGGAGAUGGUCGAGAAGGAGAUGGACAGCUUCCGCGGCAAGUUCGAGCAGAUUCCGCCCCUGUACUCGGCCCUGAAGAUGGAGGGCAAGCCCCUCUACGAGUACGCCCGCGAGGGCAAGCCCAUCCCCCGCGAGAUCAUCGGGCGCGACGUCGAGGUCAAGGAGCUCGAGCUUCUCGAGUGGUUCGAGCCCGGCACCCACCAGCACCACUGGCCGACCGAGGAGGCCGAGGCCGCCGAGAAGAACCUCGCCGAGCAGGUCUGGCGCGUGGAGAAGCAACAGGGCAACGCGCGCAAGCUAACGCCCGAGGAGGAGGCCGCAGACGAGGCCGCCGUCAACAAGCACGAGGACCAGAAGAAGAAGUUUGAGGAGAGACAGGACGAGCUCGUAAGGGACAAGCCACCACACAAGCGGCGCAAGUCGUCGUCGUCGUCUUCUGCUAAGCACCAAGCGCUAAUGUCCGGCGCGUUGGGCCAGCUCCCCGCGGCGCCCCAACACCACACAGGAAAGGGCGCCAACCUCGUCCCGCCGCCGACGACGACCGCCCCCUGGUCCGACAAGGGACCCCCCGCCGCGCGCAUCCGCAUGACCGUCACCUCGGGCUUCUACGUUCGCAGCUUCUGCCACGACCUCGGCACCAAGGUCGGCUCCGCCGCCAUGAUGGCCGAGCUGAGCCGCGACAGGCAGGGCGACUUUGCGCUCAAGCAGAACUGCCUCGAGUACGACGACCUGGCCAAGGGCGAGGCCGUCUGGGCGCCGCAGGUCAGGGAGCUGCUCGCCGACUGGAAGGAGAAGCACCCCGACCCCCCUCAGAAGCAGGACGCGUUCCGCAAUGACCGCAACCAGAUCAAGCCGCGCGUGCAGCAGCACAGCGGCGAGUCCUCGAAGAAGAGGCAGCAAGAGGAGCAGCCCGAGGGGGCCAAACCGGAGAAGCGCAGGAAGAACUCCAGCUCCGGGGAUGAGGCGCCGGUGGUCAAAGCCGCGCCGGCGAGCCCCAAGGCGGCAGAGGCCCAGGCCGAAUCGCCACAAAAGGUGAACGAGACUGUCCAGGACGACGAGUCGGAGUGGGAUGGCAUCAAGGACUAA
This is a messenger RNA of Verticillium nonalfalfae, 1518 nucleotides long. RefSeq lists its product as uncharacterized. Lineage: Eukaryota; Fungi; Ascomycota; Sordariomycetes; Glomerellales; Plectosphaerellaceae. Gene Ontology annotation, biological process: mRNA pseudouridine synthesis; tRNA modification. Gene Ontology annotation, molecular function: pseudouridine synthase activity; RNA binding. Gene Ontology annotation, cellular component: mitochondrion. Bases 1 to 1518 code for a protein of 505 amino acids. The record is from RefSeq and is a predicted model, not a curated record. The transcript has 2 exons.